Lactuca sativa (garden lettuce) is the source of this 2277-nucleotide messenger RNA. RefSeq lists its product as uncharacterized. The record is from RefSeq and is a predicted model, not a curated record. Gene Ontology annotation, molecular function: protein dimerization activity; DNA binding. Lineage: Eukaryota; Viridiplantae; Streptophyta; Magnoliopsida; Asterales; Asteraceae.
AUGAGCACUCCGGGUUCAAGUUCCAAUCCAUCCGAAGAAGCCCAAUCGAAUACCGUCUCAUCUGGUUCACAAGCUUCUACUCAACCAAAUGUUCGGGCAAAAAAGGAUCCUGCUUGGAGGUAUAUUACUCAACUUGAUAGUGGAGGCGGAAAGAAAGCAUACUUUUGUACUUUUUGUAAAAAUACAUAUAACGGUGGAGGUAUCAAUAGAAUGAAACAACACCUUGCUGGAGUGCCAGGUGCUAUUUCAGCAUGUCCGAGUUGUCCAGGAGAUAUAAAGUUUGUCAUGAAAAGUUCAUUGGAUGAAAAUGCCAAAAAAACAAAAGAGAAACAUGCUGGUGUGCUUAGUGAUACCUUGGGGGUGAAUGUAGAUAACAUGUAUGAUGUUAUUGAUGAUGAUGAUGAUGAUGACGUUCAAGUACUCACCCAACAAUCAACUCAAAAAAAAGAUGGAAAGAGAAAAGCUCCUCAUGCCUCCCAAACCAAAACCGUGCCACCUUUUUUAAAAAGAGGUAUGCAUGAUCCUUCUCAACCAUCGAUUAAGGCAACAUUGCAAAGUAAGGAAAGAUGGCAUGACACGGAUUUAGCUCUUGCUAUGUGGUUUUAUGAUGCUUGUAUACCUAUGAAUGCUGUGAAUUCUCCCCUUUUCCAAAUAGCAAUGAGCAAAGUUGCUAGUAUGGGUCAUGGAUACACGGGGCCUUCAUAUCAUGCUAUGCGUGUCACAUUGUUGAAAGAUGCGAAACAGUCCGUACAACUUAUAGUUGAUUCCUAUAGACGUUACUGGGCAGAAAAUGGUUGUACAAUUAUGGGUGAUGGGUGGCGGGAUACAAGACAAAGACCCCUUAUCAAUUUUAUGGUGUAUUGUGCAAAAGGGAUUUCAUUCAUCAAAUCAGUUGAUGCAUCGGAUAUUGAGAGUAAUGCCCAAACAUUAUGCAACUUGUUUAGUGAGAUUGUUGAUAUUGUUGGUCGUCAGAAUGUUGUUCAUUUAGUCACUGAUAAUGCUGCGAACUAUAAGGCUGCAGGAAGAUUGUUAUGUGAGAAGUAUCCGUCCAUUGUUUGGUCUCCUUGUGCAGCUCACUGUAUGAACUUGAUUAUGAAGGACAUGUCGGAGAUGCGUGAAGUCGCUGAUUUGGUUACACUUGCAUCGAGGGUUACAGUGUUUGUUUAUAACCACAAAUGGCCAUUAAAUUGGUUAAGAAAAAGACCAGGUUGGACAGAAAUUAUUCGUCCGGGUGCCACUCGUUUUGGUACUGCAUUUAUUGCAUUGAAAAGUUUGUGUGAUCACAAACAUGAUUUACAAGCUAUGGUUACCUCCCCGGAUUUUAAAAAAGUGAUUAGAUUAGAAAAAGCAAAAGAAGUUAAGCUUAUCAUAUUGAAUGAAAGCUUUUGGAAUAAUUGUGCUAUAAUAGUAAAGGUCAUGACUCCAAUGUUGAGACUUUUACGGAUUUGUGAUUCGGAUGAGAAGCCGGCUUUAGGUUAUGUAUACGAAGGGAUGUAUAGGGCAAAAAAAGGAAUUAAGAAACUUUUUCGUAACAACAGAGAGUUGUACACCCCGUUUACUAACAUCAUCAAAAAUCGGUGGGAUAGGAUGUUGCGUAAGAGUCUUCAUGCUGCUGCUUAUUGGUUGAAUCCAGUAUUUCAAUAUGAUCAGGAAAAUUUUUCUAAGAAACCAGAGGUGGUUGGGGGGAUAAUGGAUAUGAUUGAGCGUUAUAGCAGUGCUGGUACCGUGGAUGGUCUAACUCUCAUGGACCAACUAAAGUUGUUUCGUGAGCAUGAGGGUAGUUUUGGUAGAAAACUUGCUUUCGCUUCUCGCAAUACUACUCGUCCCGAUGAAUGGUGGAAAUUACAUGGUGGAGAUGCUCCGGAAUUGCAAAAAUUUGCAAUUCGAAUUUUAAGCCAAACUGCUUCUUCUUCCGGGUGUGAAAGGAAUUGGAGUGUCUUUGAGAGGAUCCACACUAAAAGAAGGAAUCGAUUGGAGCAUCAAAGACUUAAUGACCUUGUUUAUGUUCAUUAUAAUUUGCGUCUACAAAAUAGGCUCAAGGAUUACAAAAAGUCUUAUGAUCCGAUUGAUUAUGAAAGUAUUGAUAAAAUCGAGUUUUGGGUGGUUGAUGAAAUACCGGAGGGUGAACUAAAUUAUAAUGAAUUGGAAAAUAUGGUUGAAGAAGAACCACCAAACUACGAUGAAUCAAUGAUGUUUGAAUCUCAAGUUUCUCAAGAUGAUGAAGAAGAUGAUGAUGGAGCCGCGUUAGAAGAAAUUGACAUUGAUUCAUUUAGAUGA